Molecule: messenger RNA, 1547 nt
Organism: Girardinichthys multiradiatus
Lineage: Eukaryota; Metazoa; Chordata; Actinopteri; Cyprinodontiformes; Goodeidae
Product: macrophage mannose receptor 1-like
Exons: 4
Coding region: 98-730 (210 amino acids)
Source: RefSeq, a predicted model, not a curated record
UGCCUUUCUCCCCAUAUUUAAACUCUCUGGUUUACUCUGUCCCUUGCUGGUUUUUUCUGUUACACUGCUCCUGUCUCUGUGCUUUAUUGUGCUACUCAUGAGCUGUCAUUCUCCCAGGACUUGGAUUUACAGCAAACAUUGUGAGGAAAAUCUGUUCUUCGCAUGUCAGAGGUACACCACAGAGUACCCUUUCAUAAUGGAGAUGAUGACUUGGUCUCAGGCAGAGGAGUACUGCAACAAUGGCUAUAACGGUUUGGCAAGUUUUGCAAUGUCGCAGAUGAGUUUUUUCAGUAAGCAAAACUUUCCCAUCUGGAUCGGACUUCACAGAAAUGGUGGAUCAUGGAAGUGGAGCUUAGGUCUUGAGGAGGACAAACACUGGAAUUUAAGUAAUCCGAGUAAGGACACCACCUGCGUAACCAUCUCUUCAGAGGAAAAAGAGCUGGCUACCAAAAACUGCCAGACCCAGCUUCCCUUCCUCUGCACCAAGGACAACAUGGUCCUGGUAAAGGAAAAUAAGAGCUGGGAGGAGGUGUUUGAACACUGCCGAGGCCUCAGAUCUUCCUCAACCAGCAAGAUUCACUUCAAUCUGCUCAGCGUGAAGCCUGGAGAUGAACACACCUAUGUGAUGAACAAAGUCAAGGAGGCCGACACUGAAGAGAUCAUCAAACAAAUUUUAAUAUUGGACAAAGAGCAACGGUGUCUCUCAGUAGUUCUGGGGUUUGUCGGAUGAGUUGCUGAUGCGCUCUUAGUAGUUUUGGGAGAAUGGUUACUCCUGGGACAGUUCACCACACUUUCAUGCUAUACCCAUUUUAAAAUGGGCUUUGUGUUUUCUUUUGUCUGAGUUUAUAUUCUCGUUUUUGUAUUUUGAAUUAUUUUUGUAUUUUAUUUGGGUUUUUUUUUUUUUGGUACUUCUAGUUAUUCCAUAUUUUGUCAUCAGUCAAGUCUGUUUGGAUCCUUACUUUUAUUCCCCACUCAGCUGCCAUUCAUUCUGUUAAUUAUACUCACCUGGUUUCCAUGUCACUGAUCAACCCUGGAGUGCGUCGAUGGAGGAGGCAGCAAGUGGGAAGUCGAUUGAGAGCGAUAGAGAGCCAAAGUUGUUGCACCUGGGUUAUUGAGCCAUCCAGCCUCAUUUUGACUUUUUGGAUAAACUUGUGUUUGAAAGUCAGGGUAACAAGCGAGAGUUGGAAAGAAGCAGCUCAGAUAAAGAGAGAAUAGUUAGAAGGAAAAUACUGAAGGGGGAAUUUAAAAUAUUAAAAUUAAGGAAUGAGGAGGAACACAAUAACCUAAGCCCGAUAAUGAUUUCAAGACAAAUAAAAAAAAAAGAAAAUAGAUGUAGAAAUGGUGAAAGAAUUAAGAGACAGAAACUUGUUAGUGACAUGUAAAAAUGAAGUACAAAAAAAUGAAGGCUUUACAUGUAGAGAGCAUUAGGAAAAAAUGGUUGUAGAAAGAUCUUAUGAGAAAAUAAAUCAAUCUGGGUGUGAUUUUUGGUAUCCCUCUGGAUGAAGAUUUUGACAAAAUAAAAAGAAGCAUUACUGGUGCAAAUGUGA